Messenger RNA from Andrographis paniculata, 2404 nucleotides. Its product is annotated as pumilio homolog 12-like. The coding region runs from base 254 to 1888 and encodes 544 amino acids. NCBI's taxonomy places the organism in Eukaryota, Viridiplantae, Streptophyta, Magnoliopsida, Lamiales, Acanthaceae. The transcript has 5 exons. Gene Ontology annotation, biological process: post-transcriptional regulation of gene expression. The record is from RefSeq and is a predicted model, not a curated record. Gene Ontology annotation, cellular component: cytoplasm. Gene Ontology annotation, molecular function: mRNA binding.
AAUAUUUAACUGAAUGGGAUUUAGGGUUUAUUGGGUUAAUAUUGAAAUUGAAACAAACAAAUAAAAUAAGGGGCUAUUUAGAGGGGAUAUUUUGGAAGAGUAAAAAAAUAAUUAAGAGUAGGGGGAGAGGAGGGUGAACUGGUGGUGGGGUCUAUAAAUACUAAAUAGAGCCCUUGAUAAAAACCCCAGUCGUCGUCCUUCGAAUCCUCGGCGUGGAAAGCAACCAACAAACUCCGCUCUUUUGGCGACGGCGAUGGAUCGGCAAAUCCAGGAAAUCGGCUAUUCUACGGCGUCGCGGCCGCUGGAGUAUCGCGGAGGCGAAACUCCUCAGCGAGGCUUCUGGCUGGACGAAACGCGGCGGCAAACCCCUCUGAUCUCAUCAAACAUUCAGGAUUACGAUCAAGCUAUUGAAUCAGCCUUCUUGAGGAUGAAUCUUUCGGAGGAGUACAAGCCCCAUUAUCAAACGCCGUCGUUUCACGGCCUUCCGGAGACUCUUGAUGACGUAGCCUUGGGCGAAUCAGUUCAUCGGCCAAUGGCGUGCGGUGAAAGACAGCGGGCUUUGGGUUGGGCUCACCAUCCGAGGAAUAACGGUGCUGUCAAUGGGCCUUUCAGUUUGUUUGGGCCCCACGAAAGUGUGCCUGUGGGCCCGGAUGCUGUAGGCUUUCCGGGGACAGGCCCAAAUAUCGGCGCAGGGAAUCCUCUGGAGAUGCUGAGGCAGGCACAUGGAACACAUCUCGCCUGUGGUACAUACCAAUCUCCUUUGCAUGGCAAGCAACCCCUUUCCAGGAACGUCCGCAAUAAUUUUCCAGCAUCGCUACCUGCCCAGCAGAGCAAAUUUUACGUUUCUGAGCCUUCUUUGAUGCAUAAUAAUAUGACUCACAUGAACUUUAUGCCCCAACAAUUCACUGUUGAACAAAUUAGGGGGAACUUGUAUGCAUUAGCAACUGAUCAAGUGUGGAGUGGGGCUUUGAACUUUAAAUUAGAGCAGGAGUUUAGUGAGGCAGACACUGAGAUGAUUUUACCAGAGGUCAUGCAGAAUUUAACUGAGUUAAUGAGGAAUCAGUUUGGGAGUCAAUUUUUUCAGAAUUUUUUUGCGGCAUGCAAUGAGAAUCAGAGAACUAGGAUAAUGAUGUCCCUCUCCAAGGCUCCUUUUAAGCUAAUCAGUAUUUGUCUCAAUCCGCACGGGGGUAGAGCAAUUCAGAAAUUGUUUGAGAAGCUGAGUCCCAAUCAAAUCCUCCUGGCUGCUUCUGCUCUAAGCUUUGGUGCUGUGGUCUUGGCCACUGACCCCAAUGGUCAGCAUGUUAUACAACACUGUUUGAGAAAUUUUCCAGUCCAAGUGAAUGAGCAUAUUUUCAGGGAAAUAGCAAACAACUGUUAUAAAAUUGCAACCAACAAAAGUGGAUGCUGUGUGCUUCAGUCAUGCAUAGAGAACUCGACUGGGGAAGCAAGAGAACAAUUGAUAGCUGAGAUAAAGGAAAAUGCAUUGGACCUAGCACAAGAUCCUUAUGGAAACUAUGUGGUGCAACACUUGAUUGGAUUGAAGAUGCCUGGAGUUAUAACUGACCUUGUAAGGCGAUUCCAAGGAUGUUUUGCAUCUCUCUCCUGCAAUAAGUAUGCCAGCAAUGUGGUGGAGAAGUUCUUACAGGAAUCUGGAGAAAAUCACAUCACAGAAAUCAUCUUGGAACUGCUUGAGAGCCCAACUGCCUCGGUGCUUCUUACUGAUCCUUAUGGGAAUUUUGUCAUUCAGUCAGCAUUGUCAAAUGGACAGGGUCAUGUCCGUGAUACUUUGCUUAAUUUCAUCCAAGCAAAUGCACCCUCUAUGCAGAGCAACCUCUAUGGCAAAAAAAUCCUUGCUUGGUUUGAAAAGAGGAGAUCCCGCACAGCGUAGAUGUGUACAAAGCUAAGAUGAGCACCUGGAAAACCCACCUCGAUGUGCAUUUUCAUUCCUCCUGUUGUGCUGUCAUAGCAUACCCCCAGUUAUUGUUAAUUCUAAUAAUUUCCUAAGUAUUGUGUAGGUCUAGAUUUUCUUUUAUUCCUUUUUUUUAAAAAAAACUGAACUUCAUGUGGAAAUAUAGCGAGGAUGUUGUACAAGAAGUUAACCAUUAGAAGGCUGUUGAAUGUGGAGACAGCUGCCAUAAUAAUCUCUUGCAGAAAUAUUGCAGCACCGUUUGUGUAUUCCAAAACUUUUGUAUGUUGUGACUUUUGCCUGUACAUAGUGUUUAGUGCCUUCUUUCCGACUGCUCGUCUCUCCCUAUCUUCUGUUAUUCUACGUGCCUAGAAUAACAGAAAAUAGAGCUCCGUUUAGUCAGAAGUUUUGGAAUUUUGGGAGAUCUUGCUGUUGCUUACUUAUAUGGACACUGAGUUUUAAUUUUGUAAAGAACAUGCAGUUUUUGGCUUUGAAAAA